UGUCAGCGGACAAGCGUGACAACCGGGGGGGGCGUAAGCACCGUCCAAGAAAAAGAGGCACUCGUUCACAUCGUGAAGAAACUCCUGCGUCUGAAGGCGACGAGGAGGGCAAGGACGGGGGACCUGACAGCUUAGAUGGGUCGGCAGGCAAGCGCGCAGGCCAACGCGGUAGAGGUUAUGACCGUAGCUGUAAGGUUGCGGCGGAUCCUGACAGUUUAUCAGGCCGCCAAGAAAUGGCAAUGGCGCGCGGCGAUGAGCAGAAACAUGCCAAGCCUGAAGCUCGUGGUGGUGGAGAGCGCAACGGCGGCAGGGCUGCCGCGGCUAAGGGCGGUCCCUCGGGCAGACAGUCGCAGGAUGCGGAUGGUGGCGACGAGGGGGAUAAUGCCGAGCCUGAAGCUCGUGGUGGUGGAAAGCGCAACGGCGGCAGGGCUGCCGCGGCUAAGGGCGGUCCCUCCGGCAGGCAGUCGCAGGAUGCGGAUGGUGGCGACGAGGGGGAUCAUGCCGAGCCUGAAGCUCGUGGUGGUGGAAAGCGCAACGGCGGCAGGGCUGCCGCGGCUAAGGGCGGUCCCUCGGGCAGGCAGGCGCAGGAUGCGGAUGGUGGCGACGAGGGGGAUCAUGCCGAGCCUGAAGUCCAUGUUGGUGGAAAGCGCAACGGCGGCAUGACUGCCGCGGCUAAGGGCGGUCCCUCGGGCAGGCAGUCGCAGGAUGCGGAUGGUGGCGACGAGGGGGAUCAUGCCGAGCCUGAAUGCCGUGGCGUUAACGAUCGUGAUGAGGACGAGCCAGCAGCAGUGACUGAUGGGAAAGAAAAUGGACGUGAAGCUGUGAUUCCUUACAAACGGCGCAAUGCUGUGGACCGGGGCAGUCGCGACCGUAAGGCGAGACAAGCUCGGCAAGGCCCCAAUGUGCACGUUUCGAGCUCGUCUAGUUCCGAGGAAGGAUCCAGCGACAGUGAGUCGGGCAGCUCAUCCGGGAGUGAGGAGGUAUACGAGAAUGAGGAUGAGGAGGAGGAGGACGAGGAGGAUGAGGAGUUGGAGCCGGAGAGCGAGGAUGGGGAGGAGGCUCGGCCUUUGAAGAGGAGGAGUGUGCGGAAGCUCAAGAAGGGCAACGGAAAGCGAAAAUCGGAGAGGGGACGGGUGAAGAGCUGUAAACAGAGUGUGCGUCGUGCCAAACCACAUGGCAAGCGCCAGAGACCUCGUUUCGAAGCUAGAAUUGUGGGUGUGCGUAGCAAGGCGAAGCGGGAGUUGGACUUUUACGAGUCCAUGGGGCUACGAUGUCCAUCAAGCUCUCAUGAUCGAAAAGCCGCGGACCCGUACGCUGUGUUACGCGAGCCGAUGGAUUCGGCUGGGAAGGGAGAUCCGAUGGCUUGGGGGUCAGCGCGGUUUGGCAGGGAAGCGACGGACCCGCCUGCAAAGCAUACGGGGGAUCACGCGGUUCAUGUGAAAAUCGAGGGGGCAACGAAGCGGUACGAACCGUCGGCCGCUGCAGCAGCCAAUGACGGUGUGGGAGGAGGUGUGUGGGCGAAUGCCCUGGGUGAAUGUGGCGGCGGUGUGGAAGGCUCCAUGUGGGAUGUACGGGAGAGCAGGGGAGGAGGAGGAGACGCGAAAAUGGAUCCGGCGACUAAGGAGGGGAGGGGAGAGAGCAUGGGUACACCUGGCGCAUCCACUCGGCCCGAUUUGGCUGGCGGCAAGACUGUGGAGCAGCUCAUGCGAGAGCUUGCCCAGCGGGAUUGCGAAAUUGCUGCACUCAAGGCACGGGCAGGUUCCAAAGGACCUGUCAAACCCUGCACCCCUCCGUCUAGGCCUCCUCCUCUAGCGUCUCUGUCGAGCGGCCCAUCUGCAGGGGGCCUCGAUCCAGGCGUGGCGCCAGAAAGCCCAGCGACGGUCGACGUACCGGUCCGUCGAUUGCGUGGGAUGCCCACACCCAAGCUGCUGAAGGUUUAUUUCGCCGUGGGGCGGGACCGGAUGUGCCUAGAAUGGCCAGACGAUGCCAUAGACUUCUACCCAACGCUUGAACAGCGUCUGCAGGUUUUGUAUCAAGUUAUCAGCGAGACGCACAUCAUCAACAUGACGCAGCUGCGAGAGGCUAUGGAAGACAAAAACAUCGUCGACGUCUUUAAACGCGCUUGGACGUCAUCGAAGAACGAUCGUGGCUUCCACCUCAAGCGCAGAGUGCUCGUAACUUUCGGCAAGAAGGUGGAAGGCCUGCGUGCAGCCGAUCUUUGGAUGGGCACCAAGAAGAAGAAGAAGAUGUGGAAAAAAUACCAACCGAGAAGGAAUCAGCGGGUCAGCUCGUGGGGGAACAACAGAGAAGGGCUCCCGUUCGCCAACGGCCGAUUUGUAGAUGCGGUCCGGGAAUUAUUUCGGAAUCUCUGUGUCGGGCGCCGGGUGUGCGUCAAAGCCUACCACAUAGCCUGGUCAAUCAUGGUG
Closterium sp. Naga37s-1 is the source of this 2426-nucleotide messenger RNA. The record is from the annotation of a GenBank genome assembly. Lineage: Eukaryota; Viridiplantae; Streptophyta; Zygnematophyceae; Desmidiales; Closteriaceae.